Triticum turgidum subsp. durum (durum wheat) is the source of this 909-nucleotide messenger RNA. Lineage: Eukaryota; Viridiplantae; Streptophyta; Magnoliopsida; Poales; Poaceae. The record is from the annotation of a GenBank genome assembly.
AUGGCAGAGACCACCGAGAACGAGUACCACACUGAUGAAGAGGAAGACCUGGUCGGAGAGGAGGAAGGAGGCACCGGGAUCGAAGGCGAGGAGGGUGGAGGCGCCGGAGAGAAGAGGAAGCGGCCUCUGAACAAGAGUCUGGGUGGCUUCAGCAAGCGUGGGGUGUGCUACCUCAGCCGCGGACGAGGAUCCCCUGCCGUGGCCAAGCCUACCUUUGAGUCACUGACACACGGGUCCCACAAAGCAUGGGGCCCACCUGUCAGUGACUCAAAGGCAGGGUAUGGCAGGGAUUGCAAAGUCAGAGGAUCCACGUCCCUCAGCCGCGUCCCUCCCCACAUGAACCCGUCGCACGUCCGACAAAUCUUCUCCAAGUACGGCGAGGUGCAGAGGAUCUACCUCGUACCCGAAGGUCAAGGUCAUCGCAAGCAUAGUAACGUAAAAGCGAAGGCUUACUCCGAAGGGUGGGUUGAGUUUGCAAAGAAAAGUGUCGCCAAGAGGGUGGCUAAUCUGCUUAAUGGUGAACAAAUAGGUGGGAAGAAGAGGUCAUCAUUUUAUUAUGACAUCUGGAACAUAAAGUAUCUCAGGAAGUUCAAAUGGGAUGAUCUGGUUGGUGAAAUAGCUGAGAAGACUCAUAUCAGGGAACAGAAAUUAACAUUGGAGAUAACAGCUGCGAAGAAACAACGUGAUCAUUAUCUCUCUAAUGCUGAAAAGUCUCGUACACAGAAAUUUAUUCGUGAGCGCAUAGAAAAGAAGCAAAAGACUGAAGGAAAAGAAUCCAAUGAUGUUGGUGAGACGAAUAACGAUUGUCCAAUUCCUCGACAGAAUAGAGCAGUUGAGGAUAGAGGCCCUAAUAAAAAGGCAAAGCUCUCAAAGAAUAUUCUGGCCGGAGUAUUCGGUGGUUCAUCAUGA